GAACAGUGAAAAACUCGUGUUAAAAAUGGAAACCACGUUUGUAGAUAAAGCAACGAUCAGCUAUGUGCAAAAUCUAGCAAAAUGUGAUAUUACGAAAGAAGAGUUGACGGACGCAAUAGAAUAUCUUCGAGAUGUCCUGAUACAAUUUCCGUCCAGUCUUGUUGACAGUCGCGAGGUAUUUUACAACGUCAAUCAAAUAUGUUUUCCACCAACUAUACAUAGUCAAAAGUGUAUUUGUGCAAAAAAUUAUGCGUUCAUUACGUGCAGUUGGUGCAAAAAACUAUUAUGUUUUACAUACUUUUAUACGGCAUUCCAUCCGCAGAGUUGCGACAGCAUGACCACAUUUUAUAAUACGUAACUUUCAUUUGUGUGCC
Harpegnathos saltator (Jerdon's jumping ant) is the source of this 374-nucleotide messenger RNA. RefSeq lists its product as uncharacterized. Bases 26 to 358 code for a protein of 110 amino acids. The transcript is spliced from 2 exons. NCBI's taxonomy places the organism in Eukaryota, Metazoa, Arthropoda, Insecta, Hymenoptera, Formicidae. The record is from RefSeq and is a predicted model, not a curated record.